Ruditapes philippinarum (Manila clam) is the source of this 17121-nucleotide messenger RNA. Its product is annotated as serine-rich adhesin for platelets-like. Bases 277 to 15978 code for a protein of 5233 amino acids. The record is from RefSeq and is a predicted model, not a curated record. The transcript is spliced from 47 exons. Gene Ontology annotation, biological process: cell-matrix adhesion. NCBI's taxonomy places the organism in Eukaryota, Metazoa, Mollusca, Bivalvia, Venerida, Veneridae. Gene Ontology annotation, molecular function: calcium ion binding.
AUGUAUAAAUGUGUACUAUUUUGAGUACUUAUUUAUAGAAACGUUUGCAUAAAACGUGUGAAUAAAAUCGGAUUACUUGUUUUCUAUUAUUUGUUUGUUCUAAAAGAUUGGAAUAAGUUAAACUAAAUAAAACUGUUGUUCAGUCUGGAUUAGUUACACGAGUUCGUAAAAAGAGACCAUAGAUUCAAAAAGAACGCUUUUUGGCUGAGUCUGUCCAAAAUACGUAGAUGGGGACGUAACCUGACAUUCAGUAGAACAAGACGCUUCAUAAAAGGAAUGUUCCCGACGGUGAGGGGUUUCGUACUUCAUGGAAUAACGUCAGCAAAAUGUACGAACAGAAUGGGUUCUAGUACGGGAUUUAUACUGGCAAGAAUGGUGCUUGCUGUGUUGUUACUGUUGCCCCAUGAUGUUGCGGACGCUGCAAACACUGCAAACACAUCUUCUACUAAUUCUUCAAUAACUACCGGCUCGACAUCCACUAACACUGCUUCUACUAACGCACUUACAAAAAAAGAUGGUGUUGGAUCUUCAUCGUCGUCACUUGACACAACUUUAAUGUCAACAGCUACUUCUAGCUUAAAUGUUUCCUUUUCAGUACAUAACAUAAAAUCUACUGACACUGAUGAUAAAAGUUUAGUAUCUGCCACUGCAUUCACAAUUACGACGGAAAGUGAAGCAUCCAGCAAAAAAAAUACCGUAAAUCAUGGAAGUACAGCAUCAAAAAUUGUAACCGAUUCUAUUUCAGACAAAGAAAACUCUAGUAUUAAAACAUAUAUUACUCCUACCCAACGAAGUAAAACUUCAAAUUGGGUUUCUUUAGAAAGUCUAAAUUCUAGUAAUACAUCUAAUAUAACUCCGGAUAUUAAAGCAGAUAUCACUACAAACAAUUUAAGUACAGACAGUGCAUCAUCAAGUACAAUAUCCAUAACAACUCCAGACACUACAUCUAACAUUACAAAAAAUACCGCACCCUUGACAACCAAAUCUAGCACCGGUGCCGAUAUUUCCACACUAAGUUCAACAUCUAGCACUCUAACCGAUGUUUCAUCCGGCAGCAAAACUUCUGGCACUACAAGUAGCCUUGGUUCAGAACCUAGUACAGUGCAUGUCAGUACAAUAUCUAUAACAACUCCAGGCACAACGUCUAACAUUACAAAAUAUACCACACCCUUGACAACCGAAUCUAGCACUGAUGCCGAUAUUUCUACACUAAGUUCAACAUCUAGCACACCAACAGAUGUUGCAUCCGGCAGCAAAACUUCUUUCACUACAAGUAGCCUUGGUUCAGAACCCAGUACAGUGCCUGUCACUGUAGACAAACAAACUUCAGGCAAUGUUGCCUCUAGUACAGUAUCUUCCUUAACGGAAGGAAGUACAACAUCUAGGACUAUUACCGAGGUUACUUCAGGCACAACAGGCUCUAGCACAACAACUAAUAUAACUCCAGGCAAUAAAGAAAAUAUAACGAUAAGCAAUGUAGGUACAGACAGUACAUCAUCAAGUACAUCAUCCAUAUCAACUCCAGGAACAAAGACAUCAAACAUUACAAAGGACGCUGUGAGUACAGAAUCCAGCACUGUUGCCGAUAUUUCUACACAAAGUUCUGCAUCUAGCCCAACAAACAAGGGUACUCCUGGCAGCAAACUAUCUGGCACUACAACCAAUCUUGGUACAGAAUACAGUACAGUGUCUGCCACUCUUGCAAAACAUACUACGGAGAGUGCUGCCUCGAGUACAUUUUCUACUUUGACUAAAGGAAGUACAACAUCUAGAACAACAACCGAGGUUACUUCAAGCAUUACAAACCCAAGCACUGCAACUAAUAUAAAUCAAUAUAUUACAGCAAAUAUCACUACAAAUGAUGUAAGUACAGACAGUGCAUCAUCAAGUACAAUAUCUAUAACAACUCCAGGCACAACGUCUAACAUUACAAAAUAUACCACACCCUUGACAACCGAAUCUAGCACUGAUGCCGAUAUUUCUACACUAAGUUCAACAUCUAGCACACCAACAGAUGUUGCAUCCGGCAGCAAAACUUCUUUCACUACAAGUAGCCUUGGUUCAGAACCCAGUACAGUGCCUGUCACUGUAGACAAACAAACUUCAGGCAAUGUUGCCUCUAGUACAGUAUCUUCCUUAACGGAAGGAAGUACAACAUCUAGGACUAUUACCGAGGUUACUUCAGGCACAACAGGCUCUAGCACAACAACUAAUAUAACUCCAGGCAAUAAAGAAAAUAUAACGAUAAGCAAUGUAGGUACAGACAGUACAUCAUCAAGUACAUCAUCCAUAUCAACUCCAGGAACAAAGACAUCAAACAUUACAAAGGACGCUGUGAGUACAGAACCCAGCACUGUCGCCGAUAUUUCUACACAAAGUUCUGCAUCUAGCCCAACAAGCAAGGGUACUCCUGGCAGCAAACUAUCUGGCACUACAACCAAUCUUGGUACAGAAUACAGUACAGUGUCUGCCACCCUUGCAAAACAUACUACGGAGAGUGCUGCCUCGAGUACAUUUUCUACUUUGCCUAAAGGAAGUACAACAUCUAGAACAACAACCGAAAUUACUUCAAGCAUUACAAACCCAAGCACUGCAACUAAUUUAAAUCAAUAUAUUUCAGCAAAUAUCACUACAAAUGAUGUAAGUACAGACAGUGCAUCAUCAAGUACAAUAUCUAUAAAAACUCCAGACACAACGUCUAACAUUACAAAAUAUACCACACCCUUGACAACCGAAUCUAGCACAGAUGCCGAUAUUUCUACACUAAGUUCAACAUCUAGCACACCAACAGAUUUUGCAUCCGGCAGCAAAACUUCUUUCACUACAAGUAGCCUUGGUUCAAAGCCCAGUACAGUGCCUGUCACUGUAGACAAACAAACUUCAGACAAUAUUGCCUCUAGUACAGUAUCUUCCUUAACGGAAGGAAGUACAACAUCUAGGACUAUUACCGAUGUUACUUCAGGCACAACAGCAUCUAGCACAACAACUAAUAUAACUCCAGGCAAUAAAGAAAAUAUAACGAUAAGCAAUGUAGGUACAGACAGUACAUCAUCAAGUACAUCAUCCAUAUCAACACCAGGAACAAAGACAUCAAACAUUACAAAGGACGCUGUCAGUACAGAAUCCAGCACUGUUGCCGAUAUUUCUACACAAAGUUCUGCAUCUAGUCCAACAAGCAAGGGUACUCCUGGCAGCAAACUUUCUGGCACUACAACCAAUCUUGGUACAGAAUACAGUACAGUGUCUGCCACUCUUGCAAAACAUACUACGGAGAGUGCUGCCUCGAGUACAUUUUCUACUUUGACUAAAGGAAGUACAACAUCUAGAACAACAACCGAGGUUACUUCAAGCAUUACAAACCCAAGCACUGCAACUAAUAUAAAUCAAUAUAUUACAGCAAAUAUCACUACAAAUGAUGUAAGUACAGACAGUGCAUCAUCAAGUACAAUAUCUAUAACAACUCCAGACACAACGUCUAACAUUACAAAAUAUACCACACCCUUGACAACCGAAUCUAGCACUGAUGCCGAUAUUUCUACACUAAGUUCAACAUCUAGCACACCAACAGAUGUUGCAUCCGGCAGCAAAACUUCUUUCACUACAAGUAGCCUUGGUUCAGAACCCAGUACAGUGCCUGUCACCGUAAACAAACAAACUUCAGGCAAUGUUGCCUCUAGUACAGUAUCUUCCUUAACGGAAGGAAGUACAACAUUUAGGACUAUUACCGAUGUUACUUCAGGCACAACAGGCUCUAGCACAACAACUAAUAUAACUCCAGGCAAUAAAGAAAAUAUAACGAUAAGCAAUGUAGGUACAGACAGUACAUCAUCAAGUACAUCAUCCAUAUCAACUCCAGGAACAAAGACAUCAAACAUUACAAAGGACGCUGUGAGUACAGAAUCCAGCACUGUUGCCGAUAUUUCUACACAAAGUUCUGCAUCUAGCCCAACAAGCAAGGGUACUCCUGGCAGCAAACUAUCUGGCACUACAACCAAUCUUGGUACAGAAUACAGUACAGCGUCUGCCACUCUUGCAAAACAUACUACGGAGAGUGCUGCCUCGAGUACAUUUUCUACUUUGACUAAAGGAAGUACAACAUCUAGAACAACAACCGAGGUUGCUUCAAGCAUGACAAACCCAAACACAGCAACUAAUAUAAAUCAAUACAUUACAGCAAAUAUCACUACAAAUGAUGUAAGUACAGACAGUGCAUCAUCAAGUACAAUAUCUAUAACAAGUCCAGGCACAACGUCUAACAUUACAAAAUAUACCACACCCUUGACAACCGAAUCUAGCACUGAUGCCGAUAUUUCUACACUAAGUUCAACAUCUAGCACACCAACAGAUGUUGCAUCCGGCAGCAAAACUUCUUUCACUACAAGUAGCCUUGGUUCAGAGCCAAGUACAGUGCCUGUCACUGUAGACAAACAAACUUCAGGCAAUGUUACCUCUAGUACAGUAUCUUCCUUAACGGAAGGAAGUACAACAUCUAGGACUAUUACCGAGGUUACUUCAGGCACAACAGGCUCUAGCACAACAACUAAUAUAACUCAAGGCAAUAAAGAAAAUAUAACGAUAAGCAAUGUAGGUACAGACAGUACAUCACCAAGUACAUCAUCCAUAUCAACUCCAGGAACAAAGACAUCAAACAUUACAAAGGACGCUGUGAGUACAGAAUCCAGCACUGUUGCCGAUAUUUCUACACAAAGUUCUGCAUCUAGCCCAACAAGCAAGGGUACUCCUGGCAGCAAACUAUCUGGCACUACAACCAAUCUUGGUACAGAAUACAGUACAGUGUCUGCCACCCUUGCAAAACAUACUACGGAGAGUGCUGCCUCGAGUACAUUUUCUACUUUGACUAAAGGAAGUACAACAUCUAGAACAACAACCGAGGUUACUUCAAGCAUUACAAACCCAAGCACUGCAACUAAUAUAAAUCAAUAUAUUUCAGCAAAUAUCACUACAAAUGAUGUAAGUACAGACAGUGCAUCAUCAAGUACAAUAUCUAGAACAACUCCAGGCACAACGUCUAACAUUACAAAAUAUACCACACCCUUGACAACCGAAUCUAGCACUGAUGCCGAUAUUUCUACACUAAGUUCAACAUCUAGCACACCAACAGAUGUUGCAUCCGGCAGCAAAACUUCUUUCACUACAAGUAGCCUUGGUUCAGAACCCAGUACAGUGCCUGUCACUGUAGACAAACAAACUUCAGGCAAUGUUGCCUCUAGUACAGGAUCUUCCUUAACGGAAGGAAGUACAACAUCUAGGACUAUUACCGAGGUUACUUCAGGCACAACAGGCUCUAGCACAACAACUAAUAUAACUCCAGGCAAUAAAGAAAAUAUAACGAUAAGCAAUGUAGGUACAGACAGUACAUCAUCAAGUACAUCGUCCAUAUCAACUCCAGGAACAAAGACAUCAAACAUUACAAAGGACGCUGUGAGUACCGAAUCCAGCACUGUUGCCGAUAUUUCUACACAAAGUUCUGCAUCUAGCCCAACAAACGAGAGUACUCCUGGCAGCAAGCUAUCUGGCACUACAACCAAUAUUGGUACAGAAUACAGUACAGUGUCUGCCACUCUUGCAAAACAUACUACGGAGAGUGCUGCCUCGAACAAAUUUUCUUCUUUGACUAAAGGAAGUACAGCAUCUAGAACAAUUACCGAGGUUACUUCAAGCAUUAAAAACCCAAGCACUGCAACUAAUAUAAAUCAAUAUAUUACAGCAAAUAUCACUACAAAUGAUGUAAGUACAGACAGCGCAACAUCAAGUACAAUAUCUAUAACAAGUCCAGGCACAAUGCCUAACAUUACAAAAUAUACCACACCCUUGACAACCGAAUCUAGCACUGAUGCCGAUAUUUCUACACUAAGUUCAACAUCUAGCACACCAACAGAUGUUGCAUCCGGCAGCAAAACAUCUUUCACUACAAGUAGCCUUGGUUCAGAACCCAGUACAUUGCCUGUCACUGUAGACAAACAAACUUCAGGCAAUGUUGCCUCUAGUACAGGAUCUUCCUUAACGGAAGGAAGUACAACAUCUAGGACUAUUACCGAGGUUACUUCAGGCACAACAGGCUCUAGCACAACAAUUAAUAUAACUACAGGCAAUAAAGAAAAUAUAACGAUAAGCAAUGUAGGUACAGACAGUACAUCAUCAAGUACAUCAUCCAUAUCAACUAUAGGAACAGAGACAUCAAACAUUACAAAGGAAGCUGUGAGUACAGAAUCCAGCACUGUUGCCGAUAUUUCUACACGAAGUUCUGCAUCUAGCCCAACAAACAACGGUACUCCUGGCAGCAAACUAUCUGGCACUACAACCAAUCUUGGUACAGAAUACAGUACAGUGUCUGCCACUCUUGCAAAACAUACUACGGAGAGUGCUGCCUCGAGCACAUUUUCUACUGUGACUAAAGGAAGUACAACAUCUAGAACAAUAACCGAGGUUACUUCAAACAUAACACACCCAAGUACUGCAACUAAUAUUACUCCAGAUAUCACAGCAAAUAUCACUACAAACAAUGUUAGUACAGGCAGUAUAUCAUCAAUUUCAAUAUCCACAACCUUUAUCUUUACAACCAAUAUCACACCAAGACGUUCAACUAGCACUUUGCAAUCUUCAUCAUUUACGAAGGACACAUCUAACAGUACAGGAAGUACGGUAGCGACCAGCGUAUAUGCUUCUAUAUCUACGACACAUACUUCUGGAAAUCAAGCUUCUGCUAUUUCAAACAUCGUUUCAGCUCAACAGACAGGAGUUCAAGCAACAGUUUCACCAACAUCGGUCAUGUCAACAGCGAUAUCCGAAACAGGAACAACAGUUACACCAUCAAUAAUGAUAAUUACAACGGAAACAUCAUCUCACAUUUCCCCAUCAUCUACAUUAGAGCUGACUGCUACAACAACAACAACACGAACUACAACAGGCUCCCCAUCCACAAUGUUGACUGAAUUGUCUAAAACAACAGCAUUAAUGUCAGCUGAAGCGACCACUACGACAACGACAACAACAACCCCAACAAUAACACAUUUUUCAACAGAAUUGCAAACCACAAUGACAUCUUCUCAAAAUAAUUCGUCCGUGCUACCUUCGACAAGAUCAUCCCAAGCACAGACUGAUUCAAGUUCAUUAACUCCUUCUGUUUCGGCAUCAGUCACAGUGCUGUCUGCAACAACAACUACAACAAGAACAACAACAGGUUCUCCAUCAACAUUAAUUACAAAACUAUCUCCUACGGCAGCAAUGUCUUCAACCGAAUCUUUUACAACAACAAUAGUGUCAACCGAAUCAAAACAAACAAUGUCAUAUGAAACAUCAAUUACUGUGAUAACCGGAUCAAUAGCAACAAACACAGUAUCGCUUACACCAACAUUACAGCCUUCAACAUCAUCGCAAUUACAUUCGUCUUCAAAAUUUAUCACUGAAACCACCACUGCCUUGCCUUCGCCAUCAUCACUUCAGACUUCUGUUUCAUCUAGUUUUUCAUUAACAACAACGAUUGUGACAUCGUCAAUACCAAUAGCAACAGUGACUAGUUCAUCUAUUACAUUAACUGCGAAAUCAAAAGAAACACAGUCAACUUUACCUUCAUUCACAAAUGUAUUGUCUUCGUCUUCAUCUCUUUCUUUUUCGGAUGUGUCUACUUCGCCGUCCUUUAAAACCACGAUAGUGUCACAAUCAACAUCAAUCACAAAGCUGGAUAGUUCUUCUAUCACAAAGGCAUAUACAGAUACAUUGUCAACUUUACCUUUAUCUACAUCGGUGUUGCCUUCGUCCUCAUCUCCCGAUUUGUCUUCUACCUUUACAACAACUAUUACGCCAUCGUCAUUAUCAGAAGCAAGCGUGACUACUUCGGCUAUUCAUGUGACAUCUACAGAUACACAGUCAUUGCCUUUGUCAUCAUCGACAGUGCCUCCGUUUUCUUCAAGUUCCCAAUCAAAAGAAAUGUCAACAUCAACAAUAAUGCUGUCAACGUUAUCGCCAUCAUCUAAACGAGGGGAGUCUAGUUCUUUUUCCGUGUCGACUAAACAUAAACAGUCAACAAUCUCUUUAACAACAACAUUUUUACCUUCGUCAUCAAAGAUUAUAUCUUCCGAUUCUUCAAGUUCUGAGAGAGAAUCCGUUACAGCAACAAUAAUUUCAACAUCGUCAUCAGAGAUUGUCGUGUCUAGUUCUGCCAUUCCGAUAUCCAAAAGUACAAAAUCAACUUUACCUCCAUCAAUGACUUCCUUAUCGACACAAAUAUUCACUUCUUCAGUCGAUAUAAGCUCCUCGUCAGGUGACUCGACAUUCUCAAAGAUGCCUACAACAAUUACUAUACCAUCGACAUCUCUAUUACAUUCAAGUUCCGUUUCGUCAGUGAAAUUUGAUAGCACAAAUAGUAAGUCAUCACAGCUUCAUUCAACAGUUACAACAUCUGAUAUGUCAUCCCAAAUACAGACUGCUGCGACUACAUUCAGUGUUUCCAUCUCACCGACAUCAGCCACCCUGUCGCCUACUAUGUCACCAACAAUAUCUCGACCGAAAUCAACUUCUAGUGUUGAAAAUCUGUCAACAGUGCAUUCGACUACAGUUAUUACGCCUUCGUCGUCACAAGUAAAGACUAAUGACUCAGUCUCGACAAGCAAAAUGUCAUCAAGCAUACCUCUUUCUACAGUAAUAUUACCGUCUACAGUCAGUUCAUUACAAACAACAGAAAUAUUAUCAACAGUGCCUCUGACAACUGAAUCGACAAUUGCAGCAAAAUCGAGUUCCUCUGUCAAGCUUGCGUCGCCUACAGCAUCGUCGUCAUCUAAGAUUGUCGUGUCUAGUUCUCCUAUUCCCGUGACGACCAAACAUGAACAGUCAACCAUCCCUUUAACAACAACAUUAUUGUCUUCGUCAUCAAUGAUCUUAUCUUCCGAUUCUUCAAGUUCUCCGAAAGAAUCCCUUACAGAAACAAUUAUUUCAACAUCGGCAUCAGUUACAACAUCUGAUAUGUCAUCCCAAAUACAGACUGCUGCGACUACAUUCAGUAUUUCCAUCUCACCUACAUCAGCCACGCUGUUGCCAACUAUAUCACCAACAAUAUCUCGACCGAAAUCAACUUCAAGUGUUGAAAAUCUGUCAACAGUGCAUUCGACUACAGUUAUUACGCCUUCGUCGUCACAAGUAAAGACUAAUGACUCAGUCUCGACAAGCAAAAUGUCAUCAAGCAUACCUCUUUCUACAGUAAUAUUACCGUCUACAGUCAGUUCAUUACAAACAACAGAAAUAUUAUCAACAGUGCCUCUGACAACUGAAUCGACAAUUGCAGCAAAAUCGAGUUCGUCUGUCAAUCUUGCGUCACCUACAGCAUCGUCGUCAUCAAAGAUUGUCGUGUCUAGUUCUUCUAUUCCCGUGACGACCAAACAUGAACAGUCAACCAUCCCUUUAACAACAACAUUAUUGUCUUCGUCAUCAAUGAUCUUAUCUUCCGAUUCUUCAAGUUCUCCAAAAGAAUCCCUUACAGAAACAAUAAUUUCAACAUCGUCAUCAGUUACAACAUCUGAUAUGUCAUCCCAAAUACAGACUGAUGCGACUACAUUCAGUAUUUCCAUCUCACCUACAUCAGCCACGCUGUUGCCAACUAUAUCACCAACAAUAUCUCGACCGAAAUCAACAUCUAGUGUUGAAAAUCUGUCAACAGUGCAUCCGACUACAGUUAUUACGCCUUCGUCGUCACAAGUAAAAACUAAUGACUCGGUUUUGAAAAGCGAAAUAACAUCAAGCAUAUCUCUUUCUUCGGUAAUAAUACCGUCCACAGACAGUUCAUUAAAAACAACUGGAAUAUUAUCGACAGUGCCUCUGACUACUGAAUCUACAAUUGUAGCAACGUCAAGUUCCUCUAUAAAACUAGCAUCUCCUACAUCAUCGACCCCAUUUUUUACUGCCUCAAGCUUUCCAGUCACGUCAACAGUGUCAUCUUUAUCCGUGAUAGCACCUUCGUCAUCAGUCGUAACUACAACAUCAAUAACAACGGAACAGCCAACAACAAAUGCCACAGUACCCAAUACACGAGCAGCACCACCUUUAACAUCGACAACAUCAAGCACUGGAAAGUCGUCCACAACGACGUCAAAACCACCAAGUUUCUCAACCACAGUCAUAGAAUAUGGUUCUGUCAACAACGACCGAGCUAUUGAAGUUACUGGAAAUGACGAUUUCUACGGUCCUAUUGACACGCCAAUUGGAUUUGCAUGCGGAUGUGAAUGGUCAAGGCAGCUUCAUAUUUCAGUCAAUGGCUUUGUCAUACUUGGAUCUAGAUGGGGUUCAGCCCCUCCACGGCCGCCUAAAAUACCCGUUGAUCCAACUGAUACAAGUGGAAUACGACCCCAUAUCAUUGCACCAUUCUGGACGGACCUCAAGUUCAAAACAAAUGUUUCAAAUGUUUGGUAUCAGACCUACUACACGUAUGCUCCGAGUGGAAGUGGUUGGAACAAUAACCUAUCUUUGAUACAGAAUUUUAAGAGUGAAAGUAAAGGUCUAGAUGGAUUUGAACCACUUCAGGCAGUAGUAAUUACUUGGGAGAAAAUGGUCCCUAUAGAUGUGAAUGAGACUUCAUCUAAUGAGUUUAUGACAUUCCAAUUGGUUAUAAUGACAGAUGGGCAGAAUAACUAUGCAGUCUUUAAUUACGGAGAGAAUAAUUGGAAUACAGAAAAUCUUGUUAAAAGGCCUGCUUCAAUGUCAUGGCAAUGUAGCCAGAGAUCCUACGAAAAUUCACUAUCUUUAUCAAAAAAUAUUUACAGUGAGGCUUUCCAAAGUACCAAUAUAGAAAACAGCAGUAAAGAUACUAAAGGAAGAUGGCUAUUUAAAAUGGAUUAUUGCCCUUCAUCCCAUAUAAAUUAUCGUAACAAAUGUUACAGUUGGAGUUUUGAUGAGACGAAUACCACAGGGCUCAAUGCUAACAUGUCUCAAAUAAAUGAGUUAACACCAAAUUGCCCAUGCAAUGCAAAAAGUGCAUUAGAAGAUAAAAGAUUUGAGCCAGUCUCAAUUGGCUUCGGCUUGUGCUACUCAACUAGUUUCCCAAGCUUAGAUGAUAAAGGCAUUCGAUUAUGUUGCUAUGACAAAUCUGCUGCACAAAGUUUGUUGACUACAAUACCUGGAGCUGGUUUCCUCAGUCACUAUAGCCCACUAAGAGCUACCAUAGAUUACCAGAAACAUGACAUGGAACCAUAUAUUUGGUGUUGUGAGCAGAGUGACUUAUGUGAACUAUUUACUGCAUUAAGACCAAUAGACGACUGUACAAACUACAAAAGUCCUACCCCAGGUUUUAUGUUUGGUGAUCCACAUAUCAGAACACUUGAUGGCGCAGAGUAUGCAUUUAACGGACAUGGGGAAUAUACAUUGCUGAGGAUAUAUGACAGCACCAGUGGAGAAGUUGUGUUUGAAUUGCAGGGUCGCACAGAACCAAUCAACUCUACAGUAACUAAUGAAAGGAUAAAUGCAACAGUUUUUACAGCUUUUUCGGCAGAGGAUAAAAUCAGCGGUGGUUAUUUUCAUGUGGAGGAAAACAUUGCAAAAGAUGGAUUUAUUCUAUACAGUUAUAAAUCAUCAGAGGCGGUGGAUCACACACUAGAUUUUCUUGGAAAUAUUUCUAAUACUGUUCACAAAGACAUUAUUAUACGCAAAAUAUCUGAUACAAGUUUAGAUGCUGUUUUUUCUAAUGGUAUAACUGUAAAUGUAAGAAUAUCACUUGAGCUGCUUGAUGCAUCAUUGACCAUACCACAAACAUUCCGAACAAAUCACAGAAUGGCUGGUCUGUUUGGAAACGAUGAUGACAACCAAGUGAAUGAUUUCGUAUUUCCUAAUGGAACGUUAUUACCAUUCAACAGUACAGAGAAAGAGAUUUAUGCCUAUGGAGAAACGUGGAGGACAACAUCUACAUCAAGUUUAUUCCAGUAUAGGGCAGGUUUCCAGCAUUCAGACUACCAGUUUCCAGAUUUCCAGCCCCUAUUUCUAGAAGACUAUACUGAUAAACAACGUGCUGAUGCAGCCACCUUGUGCGGAUUAGGAAACAAUAUUGCCUGUGUUUAUGAUUACCUAGCAACACAAGAUGAAAACAUUGCAGUACAGACAAAGAAUGUCACAGAUGAGGCGGAGAUUAUCUCAAUCAUAGCCAAAAAUUCUGCCCCAACUGUGAGGUUUGAGCUGCAGAAGAUUAAUGCCAAGGUGAAGGACACUGUAUUGAUCAAUGUGAGGGUGGAUGACCUUGACCUAGAGAAUGUGACAUUGUAUUUCUAUGGUCCGCAGAAUGACACACAAAUAGGAGCUAACUUCACUUACACCUACCCCUGGACAAUUGAAAAUAUGCAACCAGUCAACAUCAGUGUUUAUGCAGAUGACAGUAAAGUAUCGUCCUCCCAGUUAAGAUUGCCUGUCUCUAUAUGUAGUGGUUGUAGUGACCAUGGAGACUGUGUUUAUGGUGGUGCCAUAGCAACUUGUAACUGCUACACUGGCUGGGAAGGCGUUGAUUGUGCCAGAGACAUAGAUGAAUGCCAAUCAAAACCUUGUGCUGGAAAUGCUAAUUGUACCGAUUUCACACCGGAACAGAAAAUACAAAAUGGCAUUGGAUAUGAUUGCAUGUGCUUGGAGGGGUUUACCAAACUUAAUGGCAAAUGCAUAGAUAUUGAUGAAUGUACACUAGAUUCACCACCAUGUGAUCAGAAAUGUGAAAAUACAGAAGGGUCUUAUAUAUGUUCCUGUAACUCCGGUUAUAGGCUUACAUCACAAAACAAGUGUCAAGAUAUAAAUGAAUGUGCUAUGAAAACCAGCCAGUGUCAACAUAUAUGUGUCAACCAACUGGGCAGCUAUAAAUGUGAAUGUCACAAUAACUACACACUACAGAAUGAUGGAAAAUCUUGUAAAAUUGAAGAAACAUUGAGACAACUAUGUAAAGAGAAGGGCUGUGAGGAUUGUGAAAGGGAUGGAGAUUCUGAAGUAAAAUGUUUCUGUAGGAUGGGUUAUGUCCUAGCUAGUGAUGGCCAAACUUGUCAAGACAUGGAUGAAUGUGAAACAUCAACAUGCUCUCAGAACUGUACAAAUAGUGUUGGAUCUUAUAAAUGCAGCUGUUUUGAUGGAUACCAAUUGUCCAGUGAUACACACAGUUGUAUACCUUGUGAGAGUGGAAAAUGGGGACCAGGAUGUCAGAACAAUUGUAACUGUGUCUAUGCAACCAGAUGUGACAAAUCAUUUGGCUGUGUUUGCCAGCCUGGCUGGACAGGGACACUUUGCGAUGUGGAUGUUAACGAGUGCGGGGUCAAUGCAUGCACUUUAUUCCAGGACUGCUCUAACACUCCAGGCUCAUACUCUUGUCAAUGUAAAAAUGGCUACACAGAAAAUACCAACAAAUCCUGCUCUAAUAUUGAUGAGUGUUUGCCAGGGGGAGAUAACACUUGUAAUACGGAAACGGAAGAAUGUAUUGAUGUCUCGCCUGGGUUUAUUUGUAAGUGUCGCAGUGGUUAUAUCCAGAAAAACUCAGUUUGUGAAGACAUAGAUGAGUGUAUUGUAAAGCAUGAUUGUGAACAAAUAUGUAUCAAUGUAAAUGGUUCAUACAACUGUAGAUGUCAUGUAGGCUACUUGUUGAAAGAUGACAGGAGGACUUGUGAGAAAUCCAAAGAUCCAUGUGCUGGAAGUAGAAACAAUGUAACAUACGACACCUGUGUAAGUCAAGGUGCUUACGGUUGCCGUAGUAAUAGUACUGAUGGUGAAUGCUUCUGUCAAAAUGGAUUCAAACUUUCAUCUAGUGGAAGAUGUGAAAGUAUCAAUGAAUGUGAGCCUAACAAUGGUAUGGGUAGCUGCAGUGAUAAUUGUACAGAUCUGGACAUUAGCUACUCUUGUUCUUGUACAGAGGGGAGACAACUCCUCAAUGAUGGUCUAAAUUGUCAAGCAUGUAAUGAAACUUCAACAUGGGGAAGUAACUGUGAAAAUAAAUGUACAUGUGGUCCCGGGUCUCUGUACUGUGACAGUGUUACAGGAUGUAGAUGUAUGGAAGGAUGGACUGGUACUCGCUGUGGACUGAACAUCAAUGAAUGUGAAAGUGGGGUUACGGUCUGUGCAAAUAAUGAGCGAUGUACUGAUACACCUGGAUCCUUUAUCUGUGUCUGUGAAGCUGGGUACAAGCACAGUACUGUUGAUAACCAAUGUAUUGAUAUUGAUGAAUGUGUAGAACAGCCUGAAUGUAGUCAGCGAUGUGUCAACUCACCAGGAUCAUAUACAUGUGCUUGUCUGAUUGGUUUUGAAUUUGCACCUGGAUCUGCAUCACAGUGUAUCAAUAUAGAUGAAUGUCAACUGAAUUCCAAUGACUGUGAGCAGGGAUGUGUUGACAGUAUUGGAAGCUACACGUGCUUCUGUAAUGAUGGAUUUAAACUUGCAGAUGACCAAAAAAGCUGUAUUAAAGAUAAUGCUACAGAUCCUUGUUUAACCUACAACACAAAUUGCCAGUAUGGUUGCUAUGUGACCAACAAUAAUCCCACAUGUUACUGUGCCCAUGAUUAUAAACUAAAUCCAGUGGAUAAAUCUUCUUGUAUAGCUUUAAACAACAAACUAUGGGUAAAUUUAACACCAGACCUAGAGUAUUUCUCAGCUUAUACCAGACCAUCAUCUCAAGAUUACAAGAAUAUAGUCAGUGAUCUCAGAAAAUCACUUUUGGCACUUUACCAGUCAGCAAAUUUGACCAAUGUAAAAGAUGUCCGAAUCGAAAGUAUUUCGUCUAAUUUCGAGGUUAAACAUGUAGUGUUUUUUGAUGUGAAAAAUAUUACAUUGGUUAUGGAGAUUGAGUUUGCUCAGGUAUUAAAGAAUCUACGAGAAAGCAAUUUUACAGUGGGCCAGGUGAAAACAAAAAUCCAGAAAGAACCAACUAUAGCUUCCUCGGCGAAAGGAUCACCAUCCUAUGUGACCUGUAUGCUGUGUAGUCCAACAGUUUGUAUAUUAACUAAUGAGAAAGAAGAUACUUAUUCCUGUGAAAUACAACCAGAUGUUGGAAAAUUUAUUCCUAUUGAACUUGAAGUGAGGAAGGUGUUUGAUAGUAUUAUGCAAGAUAAAUUGUCACCUAGGUUUGCUCAACUUUCUCGUGCAGUCACAAUGUCUUUAACCACUCUGUUCAGUACAGUACCUGGCUUUGCUGGAAUAGGACCACUGACAUUUAGAAAGGGAAGUUUGAGUAAUCAGGGAAGCACCUAUAUAGAAACUUCGGUGAGGUUCAACACAACAUUUGGUAGUAACCAGAUCUCAGAGGUUGCUCAAAGACUGGUAGACUUAGAUGCAGACGGAUGUUUACAUAUUGAGGAUGAUUGUGUUGAUUUGGUGGGACAAUCAGUUCUUGGGACCAGAAAGGAAAUAGCUGCAUGUAAGGUUUGUUCAGGUAACGAAGACUGCGGAAAAAGUGAGGUUGACGGAUUAUUUAAAUGUAUACCAAAAGAAAAUGUUGUCCCUUCGUCAUCAGAUAGUUCAGAUUUAAUUCUAGGACUAGGUAUUGGUCUUCCACUGUUCCUAAUUAUCUUGUCUAUAUUGAUUAUAAUAUUUGUGUACUGUUUACGACGUAGAAGAGCAAACGAUGGUGAUUCUAGGGAUUCAUAUACUGAUGCGUAUAAUGUAAGACAAGCCUUUGGAUCGUUGAGUUCAGCAUUUAGUGGUAAACAUAGUGAUUUUAGUGAAACUGGUGGAUUGUUUAACCGACAGUAUCGUAAACACUGGGAUAAACCACCUGAGACAGAAGAACCUUCCACUGUGAUAAACUAUUAUAGAGAUCCAGAAAGAAGAGAUCCCUACACACAAAUAUAUCCUCCUUUAAACAGAUCUUUCAUACAGCCCAGUGCUCCACCAGAAGAACCACAAGUGCGGUCAGAUUUCUCCUGGGAUUUCCUUUAUAAUGCAUUACAACCAAAUGCAGAUUUUCGAAUACAGAGACCUCAAGUAAACACAAGACCUGCGGAAGUGUUCCAGGACUCUCAGGCAUAAAGGAAAUGGGGAGGCUUUUUCAUGAAUAGGUGUUCAUUAAAGAUUAUUAUGUGUUCAUUAUUGUGAAGUAGUGUAGAAAAUAUGACCAGUGCUGUUUGAGGAAAUACAUAAGAAAUGUAGUACAAACAUUAAGCCCGAAUUCCUGAGAUAAAGUUUAAAAACAAUGAAAACACAAUGGCUUUGAAUAAAGUCAGCGUUAAUCGAAAAGGACUACAUAUGUAAGGCUUAAGUCUUCAAACAAAGGAAAAAAAUUAAUGUUUUUGAUAAACUUAGAGAAAGAAAAGGUAGUACUUAUUACUAAUCAAAAUGGUAUAAUAAUAAUUGUAAUAUAAACAGUUUAAAUCAACGCUGUAAAGUGAUGGAAACCAGAAUGAUUAAUAAAGACAAGAUGAAAUUAAGCUGAAGCAAAGCAAUUGUCAGCAGGAGUUUGGAAAAGUGUAACAGUUGGUCUGAAAACGGCUUGAGGUUUCAAACAAUGUUAGUAUUGGAAUGGCUCAGGUCAUUUAUGAGUUUAUGUAGGAUUCUGAUGAAAACAAAUAUUAAACUUUUCAUUUUAAUAUGAAAAUAAUAGACUGUUUAAUUUCUGCCACCGAGCAAGAAAAUGUAACAUAUGUAGACAGUGUGUUAUUUUCAUUCCAUCAACAUUAGUGUUCCAUAAAUUGAUUGUCUUUUUUAUUGUAAAGAUUCCGUUAUUGCUUUAGUACAUCAUAAAAAAGCUGAGACUGAAAGUUUGGUUGAGUUAUGAAUUAUUUAUAUAUCAUAGAAUAUUUUCAAAUUAACCUUGCAAAAUAGAAAUGUUGUUUUUUUAUUAUAAAACUGGUAUCAUAUAAUUAUUAAAGGAUAACAUAUUGUUAAGUAAAGUUUAUAAGAAUUUUUACCCUUUUUUGAGAACAGUUAUUUAUAUUUGACAUUUUAUUUUAUUAUGUUGAAUGGUUUGUUAUUAAAAUAUGUACUGAUAAUAUGCUAUUUGACACUCAAUCAUAAGCUUAAUAUAAGAGUAUGGCAAUGUGUCAAACUCCUGUUCUGAAAUUAUUAAUUCUUUUUAAUGAGGUGAUACCAUAUUCAUAAAUUAUUUUCCAUGAAAUCUGAAUCAUACUUUACUAUAUGAUAACAUGUUGGUAAUUCUAAUAAAAAGUUCUAUUU